ACCAGCUGCAGCUCUGACAUUGUGCCAGGGAGCGGGCACCCUAUGGGGGGCAUGGGGCAUCAUCUCAGGCCAUAAGGGGCCAAACAUUGUGCCAACUAUGGGCAUCUCCUAGGGAGCAGGAAUGAGCCCAGAGACUGGCAAAGUCAUGCCACAAUGCUGGUGAAGGCGGCGCUGUGCUUCUACAUAUUGGUGCCCCUUGUGUGCCCACUGCAGGAGGAUCUGCUUGAUACCACUCAGGAGACUUCAGAGAUUGGCUGGACAUCUUACCCACAGGGCGGGUGGGAUGAAGUGAGUGUUCUGGACGGGCAGCGCCGCCUCCUGCGCACCUAUGAGGUCUGUAACCCCUACGCCCAGCAGCCCAAUCAGAGCAACUGGCUGCGCACUGGGUACAUAGAAAGCCGAGGUGCCCGGCGGGUAUACGUCAAGCUGCGGUUCUCUGUGCGGGAUUGCGCCACGUUAAAGCCUCCCCCAAAAAGAAACCACCUGGUUUGUCGGGAAACAUUCACCUUUUACUACCGACAGGCCGGGGGCCCUACAGAAGCCGACAAGUGGGAAUGGGCAGAAGAAAAGUGGGUGAAGGUGGACACCAUAGGGCCAGGCAAGAGCUUCACAAGGGACCUGGGGAAGGGGGUGCAGGGACCCCACAUGGAUGAACGAAUCCUAGACUUUGGGCCAAUCAACAGGAAAGGGUUUUACUUGGCCUUUGUGGACUCUGGGGCCUGCCUUUCAUUGGCUGGGGUGAAAGUCUAUUUCUAUAAGUGCCCUUUUACAGUCAAGGGGCUGGCAUCUUUCCUCGAGACCCCCUCUAGUGGGGAAGGCGGAGCAUCACUAUCGGAAGCCAUAGGGACCUGUGUGAGUGGGGCCCAACCAAUUGGAACAGCUCGACUCAGUCUGCACUGUGGGGGGGAGGGAGAGUGGAUGGUCUCCAGUGGGAGCUGCGUGUGUGACCCCGGGAGAGCCGAGAGCGAGGAUGGCACCAAAUGCCCAGCCUGCCCCCCGGGCACGUACAGGCCCCCGGACUCACCAAUCAGCCGCUGCCUUCCCUGCCCCAGUAACAGCAACACAAUUACCUCAGGGGCCCUGGGCUGUGUGUGCGACAAGGGGUAUUACCGCACCCCCGAGGAGAACCCACAAUCCCCCUGUACUGGACCUCCCUCUGCGCCGUGGGAUUUGAAUUACGAGGUGACAGGCCCCGGGGCAGUUUCGGCCAGCUGGAGGGCCCCUAAGGACCUGGGGGGGCGCCCGGAGGUGCUGUACUCAGUGGCCUGUAAGGAGUGUAUGGGGGGGCGCUGCCUGCGCUGCGGAGAGGGAGUCACCUUCAGACCCAGCCAAGUGGGGCUCAUUCACACCAGGGUGCACCUAUCGGGGCUGCUACCAGGGGUGCCCUAUACCCUCGAGGUGCAGGCAGUCAACCAAGUGUCCGAGCUGAGCCCCGAGCAACCCAAGCACUCCUCCCUCAACCUCAGCAUCAGCCAAUCAGUUCCCUCCGCAGUUCCCAUCAUGCACCAGUUGCACCGAUCCAAACAGAGCAUCACCCUGACGUGGCCGGAACCGGAGCAGCCCAACGGCAAAAUCCUGGACUAUCAGCUCUGCUACCGGGAGAAGGGUGACGAGGGCGAGUCCCUUUAUCUGAUCAGUGAAACCAACACGGCGACCAUUGGGGGCCUCAACCCCGGAGCCAUUUAUUCCUUCCAGGUCAGAGGUCGGAGCGAGGGGGGCUACGGGGCCUUCAGCGGCAGCAUGUACUUCCAGACACUGCUUGGGGGUUCUGAGCAGGCAGAGCACCAAGUGGACAAACUGCCCCUGAUCGUGGGUUCCUGCCUUGGCGCCUUGGCAUUUAUUGGCAUCUCAGUUAUUCUCUUCCUAAUUCUGCUCUAUAAAAGUAAGAGACGGGAGACCCCAUAUACGGACCGGCUGCAGCAUUACAUCACCUCUCGGGGUUUAGGGGUGAAAUACUACAUCGACCCCUCCACCUACGAGGACCCCGCAGAGGCCGUACAUGAGUUUGCCCGUGAGAUCGAUGUGACGUUUGUGAAGAUUGAAGAGGUGAUUGGCUCAGGAGAUUUCGGGGAGGUGUGUCGGGGUCGCCUCUGCCUCCCAAGCAAACGAGAGGUCGCCGUGUGUAUUCGGACCCUGCGCACUGGGAGUGGUGAGAAGGAGCGGGCGGAGUUCCUGAGUGAGGCGGGCAUCAUGGGGCAAUUCGACCACCCCAAUGUGGUGCAUCUGGAGGGGGCGGUGACGCGCAGCCGGCCAAUCAUGAUUCUCACAGAACACAUGGAGAAUGGGGCGCUGGAUGCCUUCCUGAGGCAGUGCGAGGGGGGCUUCUCCACCCUACAGAUGGUCUCCAUGCUGCGCGGCGUUGCCGCGGGGAUGCGCUACCUGUCCGACAGGAGCUACAACCACCGCAAUCUGACGGCCCACAAUGUCCUGGUCAAUGGGCAACUGGUGUGCAAAGUGUCCGGCCUGCGCCCCCCAGAACAGGGUGCCAGGCAGUCCCUACGUUGGGCCGCCCCAGAGGUUCUGCAGCUGCACAAGUUCUCCAGUGCCAGCGACGUGUGGAGUUACGGCAUCGUCAUGUGGGAGGUGACUUCCUACGGGGAGCGGCCAUAUUGGGAUAUGAGCAAUCAGGAGGUUCUGGAGGCUCUAGAGCAAGACUACCGACUGCCCCCCCCGCCCGACUGCCCCAGUGCCCUCCACUUGCUUAUGUUGGACUGCUGGCAGCGAGAGCGCGCCCAGAGGCCCCGCUUUGAGCAGAUUGUCAGCUCUUUGGACCGAAUGAUAAGAAACCCAAACUGCUUAAAAUCUGUGGGCGUCUCAUCCAGUAGACCCUCACAGCCGCUCCUCAGUAACUGCCCCCCAGAUCUGCCCUCACUCUCCUCCCCCCACGAAUGGUUGGAGGCCAUCAAGAUGCAGAGGUACAAGGAGAACUUUGACCAGGCCGGAUACACCACGCUGGAGGCAAUUUCCCGGCUCACAGCAGAGGAUAUCCGGAUUAUCGGGGUGACCCUCUCGGGGCACCAGAAGAAGAUCCUGGGCAGUAUUCAGCUGCUGAAAGCUCAUCUCCAGCCGUUAGAGCCCCUGGAGGUCUGAGGAGCAGAAACCUCCAUUAUCCAACUGGCACAGACCAACUCGCCAACGUGGCACAGACAGAACCCGAGGGGCACUCACAGCCUAUGCACGAGGUGGCAGAGACACAAUACAGCUCAUAGGGAAAUAAAUGGGCACAGUCCAGAGCAAAGCUUCCUGGCACUGACUGGCAGGGAUCCCCCCACUGGCACAUACCCAGAGUGGCACCCAGAGUGGCACAGAGAGACAUUCACUGCGAGACCAUAGCAUACUCACUGGCACAUAGAGGCAACAUAUAGACACGCUGGCACGAAUCAGGGAAUGCCAACUGGCACAUCCACAGACUGGCAGAGAACAAUAAACAUUGGCAAAUGCAAUGGGAGCCACACUUACUGGCAGGCACUUACUGGCUGGCAUGGAGAGGCUGUGGUGCACUCAUUGGUACCUACUCUGGUGCUACACAGACUGGGCACAGUUACUGGCAUGUACAUUGGGUGACAGACUGGCAGGACACAUUUAUUAGCACACCAGGUGGCACCCAGGCUUCUAUAGGUAGAGAAUGGCACAUUCACUUACGAUGGGUAAUAGAUUGGCACCAAGAGACAAUAGCACAGUCAUACAUGGGCUGAUACACAGACUGGCACAGAGCUACCAUGGUACAGACUGGCAGAGAGGCAGAAUGAUACAGACUGGCAGAGAGGCAGAAUGAUACAGACUGGCAGAGAGCUAGAAUGAUACAGACUGGCAGAGAGGCAGAAUGAUACAGACUGGCAGAGAGCUAGAAUGAUACAGACUGGCAGAGAGCUAGAAUGAUACAGACUGGCAGAGAGGCAGAAUGAUACAGACUGGCAGAGAGGCAGAAUGAUACAGACUGGCAGAGAGGCAGAAUGAUACAGACUGGCAGAGAGGCAGAAUGAUACAGACUGGCGGAUGAUACAGACUGGCAGAGAGCUAGAAUGAUACAGACUGGCAGAGAGCUAGAAUGAUACAGACUGGCAGAGAGCUAGAAUGAUACAGACUGGCAGAGAGGCAGAAUGAUACAGACUGGCAGAGAGGCAGAAUGAUACAGACUGGCAGAGAGGCAGAAUGAUACAGACUGGCAGAGAGGCAGAAUGAUACAGACUGGCAGAGAGGCAGAAUGAUACAGACUGGCAGAGAGGCAGAAUGAUACAGACUGGCAGAGAGGCAGA
This is a messenger RNA of Xenopus tropicalis (tropical clawed frog), 4256 nucleotides long. It is a transcript of the gene ephb6, whose product is annotated as EPH receptor B6. Gene Ontology annotation, molecular function: protein kinase activity; ATP binding; ephrin receptor activity. NCBI's taxonomy places the organism in Eukaryota, Metazoa, Chordata, Amphibia, Anura, Pipidae. The transcript is spliced from 16 exons. The record is from RefSeq and is a predicted model, not a curated record. Gene Ontology annotation, biological process: cell surface receptor protein tyrosine kinase signaling pathway. Bases 154 to 3090 code for a protein of 978 amino acids. Gene Ontology annotation, cellular component: plasma membrane.